AUGUUUCUCAACCUCGGAACCCUUCGUCGCCCGUCGUCGUCUUCUUCUAUUACGUCGGCAGGAAGCUCAUGGAGCGACCUCGACGACAUUGCCAACUCUAUCAGCACUUUCUUUGCUACCGACGUUACCAAAUGCCACCGCUGCUCAUCCCCGGAAUGCCCUCUGCUUCGAGAUCGCCAGAAAAGCGUCUCUUCUGUACGCAGUUGCGAGGACAUGAGUGUUGACAAGACACAAGAGCUUUGGUUCUGCAUGCUGCAACUACAGGAGCGCUACGACUGCUACAAUUCAACUCGAAUCGACCUUGCACUCGACGCAGGUGACCAAGCCAUUAAUUUCAUGCCCAACCGAUUCAUCAUGGACACGCUCAACAAUUCGCUUCGUGAUUUGCCCGAUGAGGGCUGGGAUCAGCUUAACCGCUGUCUGGACCAUCAAACGAUCACCGAAAAGCCAAAAUCCAAACGCAUUUGCAGGCCCAAGGCUUAG
Beauveria bassiana ARSEF 2860 is the source of this 483-nucleotide messenger RNA. RefSeq lists its product as uncharacterized. Bases 1 to 483 code for a protein of 160 amino acids. The transcript is spliced from 2 exons. The record is from RefSeq and is a predicted model, not a curated record. Lineage: Eukaryota; Fungi; Ascomycota; Sordariomycetes; Hypocreales; Cordycipitaceae.